Schizosaccharomyces octosporus yFS286 is the source of this 871-nucleotide messenger RNA. RefSeq lists its product as uncharacterized. The coding region runs from base 188 to 481 and encodes 97 amino acids. Gene Ontology annotation, biological process: mitochondrial proton-transporting ATP synthase complex assembly. The transcript has 2 exons. NCBI's taxonomy places the organism in Eukaryota, Fungi, Ascomycota, Schizosaccharomycetes, Schizosaccharomycetales, Schizosaccharomycetaceae. The record is from RefSeq and is a predicted model, not a curated record. Gene Ontology annotation, cellular component: mitochondrial matrix.
GUUGAAAUUUGAAGAUAUGAAGUACAGUCCAGUCUUUUGAACACUACGCUCAAGAUCCAUUAUAUUACGACCGUCAUGAUCCACCUAAACGUUAGCCAUUAUCGUGGAAAAACUUUAUAAAACAGACCGCUUGGUUGAUUAACAAGUUAAUCAUAUUUUAAAUCAAAUAAAAAUUUUAGCAACUCAUAUGAAGCAAGCUACUACGGUUUUUAGAAGCAUUCUUCGAGAAUUGCGCCAAAUGAAUACCAUUUAUAGGUCUUUAAAAGAUAUUAGUCCUGCUCAAAAAACGGCGAUUGAAUCACUAAAAAUGUGGUUUCGUAAUGGUUCUGCCAGUGACCUGAAUAAGUCCAAAGAGUUGCUUUCCUUGCUUAGCUCUGGAAAUAAGCACGAACUAUUAUUUCAACAAUAUCAUCCAUUGGUUGGAAUGAGCGAGUUAGACAAAGCCAAAUUAGCUGCCAACAGAGUGGGUCUCCAAUUCUAAAUCAGAGUAUGAGGUUUGGGCAUAUAAAAGUGGUAUAUGCAUGGGCAGGAAGAGAAGUACUUUACUUAUUUUGGUGAGGUAUCGGAAACAAGUCUGAAGAUAUAUCAGAGGUUAAACUAGAAGAAGAAACUUUAUCUGAGAUGGGUCUUGCAACGGCAGAGUCCACACGCUGAGACACUGUUCUUACUCUACAAUGUUAAGGAUUUAUUUUGUUAUCUAUAUGCGAUUUAAUUCCACUGCUAUGGUGCUAGUUAAAUUGGAUUCCAUAAACAUAUUUAUAUAGUAAAGCGAACUACCGUUCCUUUGUUUAAUAUGCAUAAAAUUUAUUGAUUUUAAUAAUUAAAUAUACUUUUUUUAACUUUAAUAGAAUCUCCUUCUUUUUCUUAUAUA